Messenger RNA from Diaporthe citri, 387 nucleotides. RefSeq lists its product as uncharacterized. Gene Ontology annotation, cellular component: mitochondrial matrix. Gene Ontology annotation, biological process: mitochondrial respiratory chain complex IV assembly. The transcript has a single exon. NCBI's taxonomy places the organism in Eukaryota, Fungi, Ascomycota, Sordariomycetes, Diaporthales, Diaporthaceae. Bases 1 to 387 code for a protein of 128 amino acids. The record is from RefSeq and is a predicted model, not a curated record.
AUGCCACCACAUCUCCACCCGAGGUCCCGAAUGACCUCGUCCUUGUUCGCGACCACCAUGCUUGCCAGCUUCUUUGUGGUAGCUCUCCCACACGUACUCCCGUGUCCUGCUCCGAGGAUCACAUACGCCGAUGGGGAAAUAGUGGAAGACGAAAACGGCAGGAGGAGGCGGAGGCGGAGGGUACAGCAGCAAAGCCAAGUCGUACAGGGAGGAGUUGUGCAAUUCAACAACAUAACGCAGGAAGAUCUGGUCGACCAUGAAGGAAACAGGAGCAAACGCGAAUGCCCUGUACCGAAGCCGGGCGGAAAGGUCGGGGAGCUUCUGGGCUUCAAGCAGUCGAGCAAGUCUCCAACCACCGACAACAGCACUCAGAGCCGUUCAUUAUAG